ACAUUAUAUUCAUAUUCAGCACUAAUUAAAUCAUCUAUUUCAUAUAACAUUGCAUUUCACUUCAUCACUUGGCUAGGGUGGUGCAUUUGCAGCUCUUAAUUUCCUCACAAAUAUGGAGGCGCGUAGUUUGUACUCACUAGUGUUUCUUGUGCUUGCUUUGGCUAUUGUGAACACAGUGCAUGGCCAAGGGACGCGUGUAGGGUUCUAUUCGAGUGCAUGUCCACUUGCUGAGUCCAUUGUUAAGUCCACAGUUACAACCCACGUUAACUCUGAUAGUACUUUGGCUGCUGGGUUGCUUCGGAUGCACUUCCAUGAUUGCUUUGUGCAAGGUUGUGACGCUUCUGUUCUCAUUGCUGGUUCUGGCACUGAGAGAACAGCAUUUGCAAACCUUGGUUUACGAGGAUUUGAGGUUAUUGAUGAUGCUAAGACGCAGCUCGAGGCUACAUGCCCCGGUGUUGUGUCUUGUGCUGAUAUCCUUGCUCUUGCUGCUCGUGAUUCCGUUGUUCACAGUGGUGGACUGAGUUAUCAAGUGCCUACUGGACGCAGAGAUGGACGCAUAUCACAGGCUUCAGAUGUCAGUAACUUGCCUGCUCCUUUUGACUCUGUUGAAGUUCAAACACAAAAGUUCACAGCAAAGGGACUCAACACUCAAGACCUCGUCACCCUUGUUGGUGCACAUACCAUUGGUACUACAGCUUGCCAGUUCUUCAGUAACAGAUUGUACAACUUCACCGCAAAUGGUCCUGACCCUUCCAUCGACCCUUCAUUUCUUCCUCAACUACAAUCACUAUGCCCUCAAAACGGUGACGGUUCAAAACGAGUAGCGCUAGAUACGGGUAGUCAAACUAAAUUUGAUUUAUCUUACUAUAGUAAUUUGAGGAAUUCGCGUGGAAUUCUGCAAUCUGAUCAAGCACUUUGGAGUGAUGCUUCCACAAAGACAACUGUUCAGAGGUAUUUGGGCUUGAUAAAAGGCUUGCUUGGAUUAACAUUUAACGUGGAAUUUGGAAAGUCUAUGAUAAAGAUGGGCAACAUUGAGUUGAAGACUGGUACUGAUGGUGAAAUUCGCAAGAUAUGUUCUGCCAUCAACUAGAUUGCCACUUCAAACAAUGAAUAAUUAAAUUGCUUGUAGAAUUGGCUUUAUUUGUAUCUGUUGGCAUUUGCCAUUGAAGUGUAUCAUGUACAUUUUGCUUCUUUUUUGUGGCCAGACGAAAUAUUUUCAUCUUGAAAGUGUAUAAGUUACAGAAAAUGUAAUAGAAUUAAUUAAUAAAUAUAUUUUUCUUGUUUUCGGCAA
Molecule: messenger RNA, 1291 nt
Organism: Glycine soja
Lineage: Eukaryota; Viridiplantae; Streptophyta; Magnoliopsida; Fabales; Fabaceae
Product: cationic peroxidase 2-like
Exons: 3
Coding region: 113-1090 (325 amino acids)
Biological process (GO): hydrogen peroxide catabolic process; response to oxidative stress
Cellular component (GO): plasmodesma; plant-type cell wall
Molecular function (GO): heme binding; peroxidase activity
Source: RefSeq, a predicted model, not a curated record